Molecule: messenger RNA, 2628 nt
Organism: Daldinia childiae
Lineage: Eukaryota; Fungi; Ascomycota; Sordariomycetes; Xylariales; Hypoxylaceae
Product: putative mRNA-splicing protein ubp10
Exons: 6
Coding region: 1-2628 (875 amino acids)
Biological process (GO): spliceosomal complex assembly; mRNA processing; protein deubiquitination
Molecular function (GO): cysteine-type deubiquitinase activity; zinc ion binding
Source: RefSeq, a predicted model, not a curated record
AUGCCUAAAAGACAGGCCUCCGAAGCUUUGGAGGAGCUUGAUGUUGGUUCGCCUGCAUCGAAACGGUCGCGGUUUGAUGACGGCCCAGAAUUAAAUGCCAAUGGCGCGUUAGCUUCAGACGAGAGACACGACGAUAUUCCCAUUAUUGGCGAGGGAGAUAACGAUGAAUUUGAAGAUGAGCCUUCAAAGGCGCCGAUACGACAGUCUGCGCCUACAGCAGGGUACGACGACCUUUAUCUAGAUACAAUCGAUCGCAACGUGCUCGACUUCGACUUCGAAAAGCUAUGCUCUAUCAGCCUAUCCAACAUAAACGUCUAUGCAUGUCUGGUCUGCGGGAAAUACUUUCAAGGCAGAGGUCCAAAGUCGCAUGCAUAUUUCCACUCUCUCGAAGUCGGACAUCAUGUAUUUAUCAACAUGGAAACUCAGAAAGUCUAUGUAUUACCAGAAGGCUACGAAGUGAAGAGCAAAUCCUUGGACGAUAUAAAAUACGUAUCUGAUCCGAGAUACACGAGGCAGGAAGUGAUGGAGCUGGAUCGCAAGGCUCGGACCGCUUGGACACUAGAUGGAAAAGAAUACACACCUGGUUUUGUGGGUAUGAACAACAUCAAGGAGAAUGACUAUCUCAAUGUCGUAGUUCAAGCGCUAUCUCACGUUUCGCCUCUACGGAACUAUCUUCUACUAGAAGAUCUGUCGUCGCGCAUAGAGCUCGUGAAGCGCUGCGGCAUCUUAUUUAGAAAGAUCUGGAAUCCUCGAGCCUUCAAGAACCACGUAUCACCUCACGAACUUUUACAGGAGAUCUCGUUGAGGUCCAACAAGAAGUUCACUUUGACAAAUCAAUCCGACCCUGUUGAUUUCUUGUCAUGGUUUCUUAACAAUUUGCACCUAGGACUAGGUGGAAGCAAGACAAAGCCAGGGAGCAGUAUUAUACAACGAAUAUUCCAGGGGAAACUCAAAGUCGAAUCGCAAGCUAUUACAGCCAAGGCAGAUGCCGGUGAUCGCUUACGGUUUGAAGAGGCAGCAGAAGUCAAGACGGAUAUCAAUCGGUUCUUGCUCUUGACGCUCGAUCUGCCCCCUGCGCCUCUAUUCCAAGACGAGCUGGAGCGCAACAUCAUUCCUCAAGUUCCCUUAACGACUAUCUUGACCAAAUAUGACGGUAUGAAAGCGCAAGAACAUCUGGCGCAGAGGAAACGAUACCGACUUAUGCACCCGUUACCACCAUACCUCACCUUUCAUAUUAAACGCUUCUCCACGAACAAAUUCGUGUCGGAGCGGAACCCGACGAUCGUCACGUUCGAUGCACGUGUCGGUCUUGACAUAUCACCCUACGUAGAACCAAGCCCAGCAGAUCAUCCUCCAGGGGAACCGAUCUGGUACGAUCUAGUCGCAAACGUCACGCACGAAGCCAUUAGGGCAAAAGAGGAUGUAGCGGACUCGGGAGAGGAACGGAAGACGUGGAAGGUCCAACUUAAGGAUAAAGGACGAGACGAAUGGGUGGUAUGUCAGGACCUCUUUGUGGAGAAGACUCAGAAGGAACUAUUGUAUCUCGGGGAGUCGUAUCUGCAGAUAUGGGAAAGGCGGCGAGAUCCUAAGGGGAAACGGAAAACUAUAGACUGGCUCCUCGACCGCGGUUACCUACCGCAUCCCGUGAUACGGGUUGGUAUCCGGCGGCAAUUGGCGCAGCGGCUCGAGGAGAUUAAGUCGUCGACUCUAGCAGCUGAUUACGAGCGCAAGAUGAAGUACAUUGAGCUGUUGGGCACGCGACCCAUCGCUGUCGAGACUGCUACUGCUAACACGCAGCAUUACGAAGUCGGUACGGGCGUCUUGGCCGGUAUGCUAGGCCCUCGUAUGAAGUACUCCUGCAGCCUGUACCCCAAGGGCGGCGAAACUCUUGCACAGGCCGAGAUGGCUAUGCUGGAGCUGUAUGCUGCGAGGGCAGAGCUCCGCGACGGCAUGAGUAUCCUAGACCUAGGAUGCGGCUGGGGUUCCGGCGCCCUGUAUUUUGCCGAGAUGUUCCCAAAGUCCAAGAUCACGGCGUUCUCGAACUCGCGGACGCAAAAGGAGUACAUCGACGCCAAGGCCAAGGAGAAGAGCCUGACGAACUUGACAGUCAUCACGGGGGACGUGGUUGACUACGAGUUCAAGAAGCAGAGUUUUGAUCGGGUGGUCUCGAUAGAGCUCUUCGAGCAUAUGAAGAAUUACGAGCAACUUAUGGCUAAGAUAUCGAGGGCCCUGAAGCCGGGGGGUAAGUUGUUUGUGCAUAUAUUUGCGCAUAAGAAUACCCCGUAUGAUUAUGAGGAGGGUUGGAUGACUACGUAUUUUUUCACUGGUGGGACUAUGCCGUCAGCGGAUCUACUACUAUAUUUCCAGAAAGACCUUCACGUUGAGAAGCAAUGGUGGGUCAAUGGAAAUAAUUACUCAAAGACGUGCGAGCAUUGGCUUUCCAACACGAUUGCAAACAAGAAUAAUAUAUGGCCACACCUGGAAGAAACGUACGGAGAGGACAACGCGAACACGUGGUACAACAGGUGGCAGAUCUUUUACAUGGCUUGUUCGGAAUUAUUCGCCUAUGAGGGUGGGGAUACCUGGGGUGUGGCCCAUUAUUUGUUCGAGAAGCCGAAACAAUCGUGA